AUGGAAGACUUGUUCCGAGCCUACGCUCCGUAUCUUUAUCUCCACCCCGACGAAGAAUACCUCCCCUCUUCGGUUGAUUGGUUUUUCAGCAACGGCACCUUGCUGUAUAUGAAAGGGGAGGAGUCAAGGCCAGUCCGGAUCGAGCCAGGUGGCGCAAACCUCCCUAAGGGAGGUGAUCCGGCUGGCUUGUACUGGCUGGACCUCCCCGCUGACCAGGGAGGCCGGGAUGGGGUUAGCUACGGGCAUAUAGCGAGUGCAGAGGUGUACGUCCACUUUAAACCGGGCGUUGAGAACAUGAUGUUCACAGAUAUUCAGGUGUGGAUGUAUUAUCCUUUCAACGGCCACACAACUGCAAAAAUAGGGUUUAUUAAAAGAUACAGCGGGGGGAAAUGGGUUGAUGCUUCUCUACUGCAUUUUGAAAGCGGAAAUAGGUUUGCAUGGUAUUCGUCGAGGAACGGGCACGCUGGGAACGAUGAGACGGGGCUGUAUCUGCAGGGGCUCUGGAACGGGUUCGGGAUAAGGAAUGAUUGGGCGAGGAGCAACAAGGUGGUGGCGUCUGAGGGAGAGGCAGAGGCCGUGGCGGAGCCGCCGUGGUUGAGUUAUGGUAGCAAGUGGGGGCCCACCAAGCACUAUGAUACGGUUGCGGAAGUGAGGAAGUUUCUGCUAGGAAAAUUGAAGAAACUAUUGGAUAAAUUGAUGAAGGUGAUUGAUGAAGUUUAUGGGACAAAUGGGCCCACAUGA
This is a messenger RNA of Salvia splendens (bonfire salvia), 741 nucleotides long. RefSeq lists its product as uncharacterized. Lineage: Eukaryota; Viridiplantae; Streptophyta; Magnoliopsida; Lamiales; Lamiaceae. The record is from RefSeq and is a predicted model, not a curated record. The coding region runs from base 1 to 741 and encodes 246 amino acids. The transcript is spliced from 3 exons.